This is a messenger RNA of Paramuricea clavata, 358 nucleotides long. NCBI's taxonomy places the organism in Eukaryota, Metazoa, Cnidaria, Anthozoa, Malacalcyonacea, Plexauridae. The record is from the annotation of a GenBank genome assembly.
AUGCGUAAAGACUUCUGUAUGUGUUCAAAAUCUGAAUUUCAUUUAUGUUCUGUUCCACCGACGCAAGUGGAAAUUAAAAGAGGAUUUUGGGAAGAUGUUGAUCAUGUUACAAGAAUAUCUUCUUCAGAUACGAUAGAAUUUUUACGUGCUGCAAACUCUGGAGUUUAUACUGACGUAGAUCUGUCCCCAUGGGAUAUGGAAUCGGAGGCUUUUCCAAAUCGCAUUGUGAUUGGACUGGUCGACGCAGAUGCCUUUAACGGCACCUAUACGAAAAACCCGUUCAACUUGAAAAAUUACGAUAUUACAACCAUGGGUCUCGCUGUCAACGGAGAGAGAACUUACCUGGAAAACCAUUACA